GUCCUCCUUGGCCCAACUUCGCCGUCGCUACCAUCCUCUCGCUCAAUCCCUCGUCCUACUUGUAUCAUAAUUUUCUUGGGUUCGCUUCAAUUUCACCACUACUUCGAUACCCAUGUCGUCGAUUUCAUAUUAAUCUCUCAUGUCCCAACAUUGCGGAUGCAUUUGCAUUCCCAGCUCGCUUGUGCACCGCCCGUGGAGUUUAAUUGGGUCUGUUAAGGGAAGUUUUUGUUAGUGGGCUUUUGUAAGUUAUGGCUCUCUGAACCCCGUUCUUCGAAUUUCUGCAAUGGUGCAUGGGAUGGUGUUCUGGGUCGCCGUUGCUGUGAUGAUCUGGUGGCAGUAUCUGUCAGCAAAAGACCUGCUGCGUUCGAAGUGUGCUUUGCUUUUGGUUCAAAAUUUUGUGGUAAGCGCUGAAUACCGUGAGGUCUUUGAGAAGAGCGAGAUGAUUUGCAGGCGCCGAUGGGACGAAUUUCUUUGCCCCAUUCUUUAAUUUCGCUGCACCGUUUCCGCUAACUGCAUGCAAGGAUGUGAAGAUUGGUCAAUCGGCUGAUCCAUCCAAUAUAUCUCAUGACUGGAGUCCACAGUUGCAGAAAUGGCAUAUUAAAUCAAGCAGAUUUUGAAUAGCGCUUGAACAGGGUUGUCAGAUGGUCGCGGAGUGCACGCAUCUUGCUUACCGCUGAAUCGUUUGGCAAUAGGAGCAGUAAGAGGACGUAUCUAUAUGAGUGCCAUCGAUGCCAAGGUGGAUUAACGAAUCUGGUACACUAAUUUGUAAGCUUCCAUGCAAGCAGUCCAACUUAUAAAUGACAUUUGACGAAUAUUUUUGUGCUCUUCAGGGUGAUGGGGAAAGCAAGAGGUGAAAUUGAUAAAUAUGACUUGUACCUGCAUGACAGGCGAGAAGCGAGCAAGGAGGGCACCAACAUGGGCUUUCAGUCUGAUUUCCCUCAUGACACUUGUGACCGACAGAUAAGCUCGAGUGGCCAUGUCUAUGAUAAAUCAGUCGCAUUGGAUCGGGAGCGGUUGGAAGUUGCAAGUUUGCGCCAGGAUAUCAUUGACGAGUACGAGAAGAAAAGUGCGGAGCUCCUUGAGUACUUGGAUUCCAUGGAAUCUGCAUUUGAAUACCAAAGGUUGGAGUACGAGGAGAGACAAAAAAAUUUAAGAUUGGAAAAUGAGGAGCUCAGGCAUGAAUUGGCACAUGGCUGCAGGGCUCGUGUAGCUGAGCUCCUCGAAAAGGAUCAGGAGCGAGAGGAGGAUGCUCAUUACGUCGUUCAAGCGGUGCAAGUCUUGAAGAGCGAGAUGAAGGAGAAAGAGAGGGUCGCCAAGAAGGACCAUAGAAAAGUCAAGGAGCUGCAGUUAAUGGUAGAAGAACUGCAAUGGACUAUUGAGAAGAAGGAAGAGGAGCAUGAAAAUGUAGGGAGGCGUGAGAAGAAAGCCCGAAAGCACAUUGAGGAAGAGAAUGAUGUACUCAGACGGAAAGCUGCUCUUGGCUGGAUGCUUGGUUGUUUAUCAGAGCUUUAUUUGAGGCUGGACCCUGAUAUUGGAGCUGGCAGAAUUCUGAAGCUGGUGCGUAAAGUCCAGCGAGAGUUGGAAUCUGGGAAUCGCGUUUUCAGCACCGGAGGAAUGACGCCACCCAAGCUGGAAUAUGAGCUGAUUCAAAGAGAGAUCCGGAGGUUGAUCAAUGCUGGCAACUCCAAUACACUGCCAAGUUUAGCCCAAAAAUUACGCAUAAAUUCUUCUGUGGUGAGGACUGCCAAGCCCAAACAGUUCACAAGGGAACUUCCAGGUGAUCGUCGUAAGAAGCUUAGGCUUAGUAAAUCUCUUCGGGAGCAGGCCCAGGCCGCGCAACGAAGCUUCUCUGCACCUUCUGAAGUGCCUUCGAGAAAGGAGGUUGCUGCCUGCGAAGGGUUUGUUCUAAAAGAUCACCUCAAACAAAAGCAUCAUGUAUCAUGUCACAAGGACGUUCAGAAGAAAGAUUGGGGAACCUGGAAAAAGCUAAGGCUACUGAAGAUGGACCAAGCUGCCAAGGAAACUUCCUAUCGUGAGAUCAAGAAAGUUUUGCAAGGAUUAGAGAGUAGCAUGACUUAUCUUUUGGGUCAAGAAAGGCGGCGUCGUUUAAAUAAUCAAAGUAGGAUAUGAUCUCAGAACUUCGAUAACUUCUGAACUGUGUAAAUUAACCUGUCUACAUUCUGUGUUCUAAACUAAAGUACAGCACAAGAGAACAGGAGAGCAUAGUUGUCAUAUAUUAAAUGAGUACAACAGACGACAGUUUUAUACUCUAGAAGAGUGUUUGUUGUCAACUGGUAUGUCUUCAACUGGAUUGAAUCUGCAUAAAAUUAAAUAUUGUAUUGAUAGUUUGUAUUCAAAUAUCUCUACCAUUUAUACCAUUGAAACAAGCUUGGUGUUAAA
Molecule: messenger RNA, 2400 nt
Organism: Physcomitrium patens
Lineage: Eukaryota; Viridiplantae; Streptophyta; Bryopsida; Funariales; Funariaceae
Source: RefSeq, a predicted model, not a curated record